CCAGGCUCAGCAGCGAGCGACCGGGCACCGGGCACCGGGCGAUGCUGGAACCCGGCAGCAUGGAGGAGCGGGACUUCACGUGCCCCGUGUGCCUCGAACUCUUCGUCGACCCCGUGACCCUCAACUGCGGCCACACCUUCUGCUCGGCGUGCAUCGACCGCCACUGGGGCACGGAGUCGGCGGCGCGCGGCGGCUUCACGUGCCCCGAGUGCCGCCGCGCCUACCCCGCCAAGCCCGACUUGCGCAAGAGCAUCCUCGUGGCCAACCUCGUGGCCCAGGUGCGCAGGGCGCGGCCGGCCGCCCGCCAGCCCCGCCGUGACGCGGACGCCAGGGUCUACGACGGGGGCGUCGCCGCGGCGACGGCGGGCGUGGUCCCGUGCCACCGCUGCCCGGGCGGCGCCCGCCCGGCCGUCAAGAGCUGCGCUCGCUGCGAGAUGUCCUUCUGCGAGGCGCACCUGGCGCCUCACCGGCAGCCACUCACGUGCCCGCCCAGCCACUGA
Messenger RNA from Petromyzon marinus (sea lamprey), 500 nucleotides. The record is from RefSeq and is a predicted model, not a curated record. NCBI's taxonomy places the organism in Eukaryota, Metazoa, Chordata, Hyperoartia, Petromyzontiformes, Petromyzontidae.